AUGAUAACAGAUGAACCAACUGUUGAAAUAACAAAAGAAGUGUUGUAAGGAUUGAAGAUUUAGAAAGUGUACAAAGACUUUCUGAAAGAAAUCAAUUCAAUAGAUUUUUCAUAGAAUGGAUAAUAUUUGGUUGCUUGUGAUGAUCAAGUUGUAAAUGUUUUUGACAUUGCCAAUAUGAAAAAGAUCAGGACAAUGUACAAUAACACUUAGGAGAUUGAAAUGGUGAAAUUUACAAAGGAUUAGAGUCAUAUUAUUUGUGUGACAAAAAAUGAGCCAUAUGAGAUCUGGCAUUGGGCCUUUGAGGAGAAUCAAAUAUUGAAGAAGUUUUCUGGACACACAAAAAUAAUUUAUUAACUAGAAAUUUAUAAUCAAAUAAUUCUAAGUUGCAGUUUUGAUGACACUUUACGAUUAUGGGAGUUGAAUCAACAGUAAGACACCUGUUAUGCAGUGUUGGACAUGAGUUCUAAACCUGAUAAUAGAGUAAUAGGGGCUUUUGAUUACAGUGGGAAUUCUUUUGGUAUGGCUUUUGUAGAGAAGGAGAAUGGGCAAUCUACAAAUUGUGUCUAGUUAUAUUAAAUUAGAAAGUUUGAAUUAGGACCUUAUCAAGUCAAGAAGGUAUCUGGAACAACGAUAACUCAAUUAAAGUUUAGUAGUGACAAUCAGUUUUUAUUGUGUGUUUGUUCGGAUGGUCAAAUAUUAAUUUUAGAUAGUUAUUUAUUAAAUACAUUAUUUGACAUUCCAGGGAAUGCUGACAGGAUGAAUGUCAAUGUUUGUUUCACUCCAGAUUCCAAAUUCUUGAUUACUGGUAGCAAUAGUGGAUACUUGUAUAUGAUAUCAAUAUAGAAUGUGAACAAAACUCAAACUCAAAGCGGCUAGUUGAUUGCCAAAGUGGAGGGACAUCAAAGGAAAUGCAGACUCGUUUUGUUCAAUCCAAAAUAUUGUUGUUUGAUUAGUACUUGUAGAAAUCUUGUUGUUUGGACUCCAAAUCAAAUAUUGUGA
Paramecium tetraurelia is the source of this 999-nucleotide messenger RNA. RefSeq lists its product as uncharacterized. NCBI's taxonomy places the organism in Eukaryota, Ciliophora, Oligohymenophorea, Peniculida, Parameciidae. The record is from RefSeq and is a predicted model, not a curated record. Gene Ontology annotation, molecular function: chromatin binding; protein binding. The transcript is spliced from 6 exons. Gene Ontology annotation, cellular component: Set1C/COMPASS complex.